Molecule: messenger RNA, 363 nt
Organism: Corylus avellana
Lineage: Eukaryota; Viridiplantae; Streptophyta; Magnoliopsida; Fagales; Betulaceae
Source: the annotation of a RefSeq genome assembly
AUGUUUCUACUUUACGAAUAUGAUAUUUUCUGGGCAUUUCUAAUAAUAUCAAGUGUUAUUCCUAUUUUGGCAUUUCUAAUUUCGGGAGUUUUAGCCCCGAUUAGCAAAGGGCCAGAGAAGCUUUCUAGUUAUGAAUCGGGAAUAGAACCAAUGGGCGAUGCUUGGCUACAAUUUAGAAUUCGGUAUUAUAUGUUUGCUCUAGUUUUUGUUGUUUUUGAUGUUGAAACGGUUUUUCUUUAUCCAUGGGCAAUGAGCUUUGAUGUAUUGGGUAUAUCUGUAUUUAUAGAAGCUUUAAUUUUCGUGCUUAUCCUAAUUGUUGGUUCAGUUUAUGCAUGGCGAAAAAGAGCAUUGGAAUGGUCUUAG